AUGUAUCAGUUAGUUUUGGAACUAAUAACAACACAGACCACAAUGUUCAAGCUGGUGGUGUUGUCUGUAGUGCUGGCAGUGGCGGCUGCUCACCCCCAAGGUGUAUGGGGAGCUGGCUUAGCUUGGGGAGCACCCUGGGCUGCAGGGGCCGCUCCGUUGGCCUCACCCAUCUUUAACCCUCUAUUUGCACCAGUUGGACCUGUAACUCCCUAUGGCGCACCUAACUACAGAGGACCACUAUCUCUUGCUCCCGGCCAACCCGCCAAUAUUUUGGGUGCUGAUGGCAGGCCUUUGGAUACGCUGAGUGUGAACUUGGAUCGGGCUGUCCAUUACACCGCGAGGGCUCUUGAGGGUAAUGGCCGACGAUUGCAAAAGAGAUCUAUAUUGGCGGCUCCCCUGGCUACCGCUAAUUUGGCUGGUGCUGGUUAUGCUGCUGGACCCUAUGCUGCCGGCGGCUUGGCCGCUGCCCCUCUCACCCUGGGUCGCUCAUGGGUUGGCCCAGCACCUCUCGCUCCUGUCGCCAUCGCCGCCGCUGCUCCUUUAGGACUGGGAUUCGGUGCUCGCGUGGGAAACUUUUGGCCUACCAAAAUGUUCAGGCUUGUGGUGUUGUCAGUAGUGCUCGCUGUGGUGGCUGCUAGCCCUAUAACUUUUUGGGAUAAUGGGUUAACCAGACCAUUGGCUUCAUCCUGGAGUGCACCUUUAGCUGCAGGAUUCGCCACUCCCUCACUUAACUACGCCCCUCUCGUUCCUUCAUUCGGACCUGUGCCACCCGUUGGCGCACCUAACUACAGAGGACCACUCUCCCUUGCCUCCGGCCAACCAGCCAACAUCCUGGCUGCUGAUGGCAGGCCUUUGGAUACGUUGAGUGUGAACCUUGAUCGAGCUGUCCACUACACCGCGAAGGCACUUGAGGGUAAUGGCCAACGACUGCAAAAGAGGUCGAUAUUAGCGGCUCCCUUAAAUGCCGCUAAUUUAGCUGGUGCUCGUUAUGCUGCUGGACCUUGGACUGCCGGUGCUUUCGCUGCUGGACCUUUGGCUGCAACUCCCUUGGCCGCUGCCCACCUCACCCUAGGUCGUUCGUGGGUUGGUCCAGCUCCGGUCGCUCCCGCCGCUAUCGCCGUCGCUGCACCUUUGGGUUUGUGA
This is a messenger RNA of Maniola jurtina (meadow brown), 1143 nucleotides long. RefSeq lists its product as uncharacterized. NCBI's taxonomy places the organism in Eukaryota, Metazoa, Arthropoda, Insecta, Lepidoptera, Nymphalidae. The coding region runs from base 1 to 1143 and encodes 380 amino acids. The transcript is spliced from 2 exons. The record is from RefSeq and is a predicted model, not a curated record.